AUGAAUAAAUAAAAAUUAGCAUAAGAAAAAUAAUAUAGAGAACAAGCAAAAUACAAAACCCUUUUCAGUCAAGAGCCUCCAAAUCCAUUCGGAGAAUAAGAUGUUGAAAAAAUGAAACAUCAAUAUGCACAAAUAUUGAAGGAAUAGAUUUUAGACUCUUAAAGACAUAAAGAAUAACAAAAAACUAGAGAUAGACAAGAAACGCAAAAAUAAAUCUAAUAUGAAAGUCCUUUUGGAAAAGAUCGAUUAAUCCAUCUGUAAAAACUUAAUAAAGAACUACUCAAACCAAUUUAAGACAUCGAUGAAUUUGUGAGGAAAAAGAACUAAACUGAUAUUUCAAGACCUAAAACUAUUUUAAAGAAUUAAUCAACCGAAAGAAGUAAUUAAUAGCACUCAAAUGAUAACUCUUUGGAGUAAGCACCUUAAUAUAAUUUUGACUCUCCAAAUUAAUAGGAAUAUAUUUAAAAUAGAAAUUAAACUUAAAUUCUUCCCACAUAAUAAACUUAAAGAAAUAGAGAUUAUUAAUCUUCUUAAUCUCUUGGUUUACCAGAACCCAUUUUAUCAAAUAAUAGUAAUUUAUUAAAGAACAAUAAUAAAAAUAUCCAUUUUCCCAUAUAAUUACCACCUAAAACACCAGGAAUAGUUUAUGAUAAACAAAAUAACCCCAUAUUAUCUGAUUACUUGAGCAUUUAUGAUUAAUAAUUUAGUAGACUACAUAAAUCAGAAAAAAGUGACUUUAUAAAAGAAUUGAAUCAACUUAGAUCUUAGUUCUUUGUUUAAUAAAAGCCUCAAGUUCAGCCAUUUAAAUAAAUUGUUAAUUUAUAAUAAUAAUCACCUCCAAAGAUUACUUCGGAUAUUGGGAUUUAGGAUGAUUAAUAUAGGUUAGAAUAACUGGAAAGAGAAAGGUAAGAAGAAUAAUUUAGAUAUUAAGAAUAUUUGCGUUAACUAGAAGAGGAGAAGAGAAGGCAACAAGAAGAAUUUGAAAAAUAACUAAGGGAGAAGAUUGAAAGAGAAUUAGAAGAACAAAAAAGAUUAAAAUAACAGGAAAUUGAAAUUUAAACUGAAAAAUUAGUAACUGACACAGGAAUUUAACAUGUUGAUCAAAAUGCAGUAACAGCAGCUGAAUAUAUGAAGACUCUGAAAUCACUUUCAGGAAGCGUCAUUGAUAUGAAAAAUUAAUUUAUUUAAGGGCAACAAAAGUUAAAUUAUGAGUUAAUUUAACUGAGAGAUAAAGCACAAAGAGAUAUUGAAGAAAAGUUAAGGAUUUAAAAAGAAUUAAAGGAAUUAGAAUAGAGAAAUUAAGCAAUUAAAGUUUGGGAAGGAGAAAAAUAAAGAUAAUUAAUGUAAGCUUUGGAAAAAAAUGCUCCGAUUACUCAAUAUAAAUCAGUUUUUAUGGAUCCUAAAUAAAUCAACCCGACUCUUAAGAAAGUUAUAAGAUUUAAAGAUUAAACGUAAGGAUAUGAAUAUGAAGAACCGAAUGUAAUAUUUUCAAAAUCUAAUCUGAUGCCAUUGAAUGGAGGAUAUGAUCAGAAACACUUGCAUAAUUUAAAGGCUAAUGAGCCUGUUUUACCAGAAGAAUUAGAAAUUUUUAAGUAAGAAGUUGCACCUCAAUUAAAAUAUUCAAAUCAGAUUACUAAGAAAAUUAGAAUGGAUGACUUGUAUGAUUAGUUUUACGAUUAUAAAUAUCCAAAACAGCUUGAACAUCCUGGUUAAGAAAGACUUGAAAGAUCAAAACAUGAAACUCAAAUUAAAAAUGAUCCAAAUUAAAUAUUGUUAGAAAAUGAUAGAAGGCUACAUGAACUCGGAAUUAUAGAUCCAAAAGGAGAUAACUAAUAGAUUUAAGAAUUAUAUGAUUAUUUAUGA
Molecule: messenger RNA, 1863 nt
Organism: Paramecium tetraurelia
Lineage: Eukaryota; Ciliophora; Oligohymenophorea; Peniculida; Parameciidae
Exons: 4
Source: RefSeq, a predicted model, not a curated record